AGGAGUUGCUGGUGGUGGAGCCUGGCUGCAGCGGCUCUCCUCCCUCCAGCUCCGCCCCGCCGCCUUAUCCCCGGCUGCUGGAAGUUUGCGAGCACUUGUGUGCGCCCCUCCCGCCGUCCUGUCUUCUUCCCGGUUCCCAUGGCCGAGAACGAGCUGGCCGCGAAACUGCAGCGCCGCUUGGUGCUGGACGAUGCCCCCGCAGAGAGCCAGGAGCCGGACGAGCCCGUGCCCAACGGGCAAGAGAAGCCGGCCACUGCCAGUGCCGACUCCGAGCUGAGUGCCAAGCUGAACCGGAGGAAUGACAUUAACGAGGGCAACGCCGUGCCACCCAACCGGGGCCAGGUCUUGAGCCCGUACACCGAAUUCAAGGAGUUCUCCCGAAAGCAGAUCAAGGACAUGGAGCGCAUGUUCCGCCAGUAUGACACUGGACGGGACAAUUUCAUAGACCUGAUGGAGCUGAAGCUCAUGAUGGAGAAGUUGGGUGCCCCUCAGACUCACCUUGGGUUAAAGAACAUGAUAAAAGAAGUGGAUGAAGAUAUCGAUGGAAAGCUGAACUUCCGAGAGUUCUUGCUGAUCUUCCGGAAGGCCGCAGCGGGAGAGCUGGAGGAGGACAGCGGACUGAUGUCUCUAGCCAAACUCUCUGAAAUCGAUGUAUCAACAGAGGGCGUUAAGGGAGCCAAGAGCUUCUUUGAGGCCAAGGUUCAGGCUCUCUCCUCAUCAAGUAAGUUUGAGUCAGAAAUUCGUGCAGAACAGGACGAGAGGAAGCGACAGGAGGAAGAGAAGAAAAACCGUAGAGCUGCCUUCAAAGAACUGAAAUCGGCAUUUAAUUAAGGAGUUUCUGCUUGUAGUACUAACAUCUAACCAUGGCAUUCAGACACCCUGACAAAAUGGAGCUUAAGGCUCUAGGGCCUGUUGGGUUUUCAUGGCUGCAAAUCCGGUCCCUGUGCUUGUUAGAACUGCUAAUGCAGCGACUAUUGUCCCUCCAAAGGGUAUAUUCACAUGUGGUGGUUGAGGUGCCAUUAAAGCUGCAUCAAAACCUCACUGGG
Messenger RNA from Bufo bufo (common toad), 1046 nucleotides. RefSeq names its product EF-hand domain family member D1 (gene EFHD1). NCBI's taxonomy places the organism in Eukaryota, Metazoa, Chordata, Amphibia, Anura, Bufonidae. Gene Ontology annotation, molecular function: calcium ion sensor activity. Gene Ontology annotation, cellular component: mitochondrial inner membrane. The transcript is spliced from 4 exons. The coding region runs from base 139 to 831 and encodes 230 amino acids. The record is from RefSeq and is a predicted model, not a curated record.